This is a messenger RNA of Parastagonospora nodorum SN15, 1380 nucleotides long. RefSeq lists its product as hypothetical. The transcript is spliced from 2 exons. The record is from RefSeq and is a predicted model, not a curated record. Lineage: Eukaryota; Fungi; Ascomycota; Dothideomycetes; Pleosporales; Phaeosphaeriaceae. Bases 1 to 1029 code for a protein of 342 amino acids.
AUGUCUGCUCAAUAUCGUGCGGGCUGCGCUCUGGAGCCAGCCCGCUCCUCACCGUCUUUUGGAUUUCACAAUUUGCAUAGACCUGUGCAGCCAGCAGCAGAUCUCGUCGUGUUCCGCAUGGAUCGAACAGAUGCCCGGAUGCUCGCACCUUGUGACACCACCAGCCAAAGAGGCCCCGCCUCGCAGAGCAGUUUCGAGACUUUGCCUGUCGAGGUCGUCAACCACAUCCUCUCGUACCUUGUUUCUCCUCGAUCUCGGCUACCAGGACUCACAGAGACUCAGAGCUCACUCGAAUUCAAUGCCUUGGCAAGGUUGACCUUGAAGAAGAGCGAGGAUUUGACCGCCCCCGCCGACAGCGACCGAUGGGCCACCAACCUCUUCGAGAACCACACGAAUCAACAUCCGUUUCAUACGCUCUCACUCACGUCGAAACGAUGCAACGAGCUGGUGGAAAGUUACUGCGGUCAUCUGGUCAGGGCCUGCAACAUGUUCAACCUUCCUUUUGCACAGUUCGACAAGUACGGGCCGCAGUCAGUGUGGCCUGACAUGAGCGGUAUCGUGUACCGGAGGCUGUGGCUUCAGCACGCGCCCAGACACUGUAUUUAUUGUCAUGCUGUUAUGGAUAUAUAUCCUUUCACGACACUGAAGCGACUUUUGACGAAUUGCAAAGCCUGUUUCUACGCCCAGACUCUAUCUCUCGAUGAGAUUGAAAGACAGUACCACUUAUCACGUGCCACUGUCCUCGCCUCGCCAUUCAUCAGAGGAACCCAGCACUCGUUCUGGUUCCUGCGCGUCGAUGUAGAGGCGGUGGCGUUGCAGCUCUACGGGACCCGAGCCUUCCACGAGGCUCAUCAAGAGCAAUUUGGCAGGCCAUGCUCCAUUUGUGCUAUCACAAAAUUCACGCCUUCUCAGCGGGGCACAAGGCACAAGUCGACCCAGAAGAGCGAACGUCGCAUCGUGAACCAAAGGAAGAAGACCCGACGUACACUACGCAUUCCUCGUACUCCACUCGACAACGACGCCUAUUGAAAAUUCGCGUUCUCCCUUCUUCUCUUCUUUGGCGUUGGUCCUCGCUUUUCAUGCUGGCAAAAUUUAUCUUCUCCUUGUGUUUGUCCAGUGCGUAUGUAAAUGCCCCUUGCUUGGACAGUUCUUUCUUACCACAUCUUGCUCUUUUGUCCCUAUUCUGUUUAAAGAUUCAGCGGCCCCUUCCAACAUGUGUUCUCAGCACAAUGGAUUUACUUAAUUGCUGAGUUAUAGAAGGGGCAAAACUUUUCGGUCUGUCAAAAUACCCCGACUACCAACAUUACGUAGUUAUGAACCCAUCACGAUAUAUGAGCAGUAUAGCCUAAGCUUUGCAACACUCAGUAGCUUGACUGAAAG